AUGGCCUCCUUCAAGACUUUCAUCCUCUUGCUUGUUGCUGCCGCUAAUUUGUGUUUUGCUGAAAAUCCGCUCUGCGAGCCAUGCAAGAAAGCGGUUGCCCAAAUGAAGGCUGAUGGCGGAAUCGCGUGGAUGCAAAAUUUGUCUCAACAGCAAAUCAACGACUACAUCAAAGAGCGCGUCAACAAAUUCUGCACCGCUGAUACCAAACAGUGCAACAAAAUGACGACAGAUUUGAUUGACAUCGCUGACAUCAUUGAUGACGACAAUUCCGAGCAUACUCCAGAAGUAUUAUGCGAGUUCACGUAUUUCUGCAAUUAA
This is a messenger RNA of Caenorhabditis bovis, 318 nucleotides long. NCBI's taxonomy places the organism in Eukaryota, Metazoa, Nematoda, Chromadorea, Rhabditida, Rhabditidae. The record is from the annotation of a GenBank genome assembly.